Molecule: messenger RNA, 5616 nt
Organism: Ceraceosorus guamensis
Lineage: Eukaryota; Fungi; Basidiomycota; Exobasidiomycetes; Ceraceosorales; Ceraceosoraceae
Exons: 6
Coding region: 1-5616 (1871 amino acids)
Biological process (GO): rescue of stalled cytosolic ribosome; ribosome-associated ubiquitin-dependent protein catabolic process
Cellular component (GO): cytosol; RQC complex
Molecular function (GO): ubiquitin protein ligase activity; ribosomal large subunit binding
Source: RefSeq, a predicted model, not a curated record
AUGCCCAAGACGGCAGGCAAAGGCAAGAGUUCGGCCACUCCUGCCACUCGGAAAAAAAAUGAGAGGGCAGCGUUGAAGAAGCAGGGCAUUGAUCCUGACACUGUCGGAAAGGGCAAAGGAUCCAAAGGUGGUUCGCAACAGCAAAGGGGUCAGAAGAAGAAGAAGAAUCAAAAGAAGAUGUUUGUUCCUCCUCCUAAACCUCCCCCGCCUCCUCCAGAUCCUUUGGACGACAUGGGACUGGCCAGCUUGUUGCCUGCUGGGUUGGUCGUCUUGCUGAGAAGAGCCAGCAAGAAGGACGUGAUUACGAGGACGAGAGCUUGCGAGGCUCUGCUUUCUUGGGUCAGAGGUAGCGAUGAGGAAGGCAUCACUGCUAGCGAUGACGAGAGGAGAGAGGCAGAAGUGACGUGGUUGCCCUGCUGGGCGCAUUUGUUUCCAAGACUGUCUAUAUCGCCUACGAGGAGAUUGCGAUCAUUAGCAGCAAGCAUACAUGCCGUCCUGCUUACACAGGGCCAUACCAGAGCCGAGAUGCUCAAUACACCAGCAUACGUAGAGUCAACACUCGGACCUCUGGUAGUGUUGGCGCACGACACAGAUCGUGGCGUCGCAAGGGGGGCCAAGACGGCCUUGGAAGGCUUUGUGCAAUGGACCAUGGCCACUGCGGAUCAACGAUUGGACGCUAGGGAGCAGCUUUACACCCUCUUGCCACAUUUGCGUCUCCUCUUGUUGAGCCCUUCUCCUGCUGCCGCUCUCCGCGAGACUGCUCCAGCAGCCAACAGCAACAAUGCGAGCGGCGCGGGUACCCCGGUACCGCAUGCCCCUGUUCGCUUCGACUCGGGUCUCGCCCGAGACGCCAAGGCUCGGGAUGAUGCAAACGUCGAGGAAGAUAUCAGAGCGACGGAUGGCAGAUUAGCCGCGGGAGCUGCGGGAGCGUUAGCUUGGGUCGUUUCUUCUCAUCCGGCACCACUUCCUAUGGAGCAGUUUGAAGAGCUUUUGACCUCUGCGGAAAUGUGGUCUCUCUUGACACCUCCUGACAUCGUCAAAUUGGAAUCGCCCGCACCUCCUGCCCCAGCUCCUGAGGCCGUGAAGGCCAAGCGCAACAAGAAACGGCCUCCCUCGCCUCCCCCUCCACCACCUCUGCCUCCCAUCGGAUCGGAAACGCCCUUGGCCAGAGCCCGAGCAUGGUCGCUCGUUUCAUCACUGGUCAAUUCUGGAACACCCGCGUUGCUAGAUGCUGCUCUGCCCGUAUUUGCGCCGCUCGCCAUGCCAGCGUUCUGGGCCGAGCGCGAUGCUACGUGCGCGAGAGCUGCGAUUGAUGCGCUUUUACCGCUCCUCAAGCUUAAGCCGGAGACUUGGGAGCUUGCUGGUGUGGAAGAAGGAGCGGACGAAGCAGCAGCAGGGGGAACUGCUUACGAGAGCCAGUCACUCGAAAAGCCGAAGAAUGAUGAUCGAAACAGGUCUGAUCUCGAGAGAAGUGUGGCGCCGCCGGCGCGCUCUACUCCCGUGCCUGGUGAGGUCGAGGCAGCAAGCGAUUCCGAUUCUGACGCAGAAGACGAAGUCUCUGCAGCUUCAGAUUCGGAAGAGGAAGAAGAUGAUUCUGACGACGGGGAUGAAGACGAUGAGGACGACGAGGCGAAAGGCCGUCCUGUGGCCACGAUCUCCGCAGUUGCUGGCGAGUUGAGAGGGCUGCUGCGUUGGCUUUCGUCAGCCUGUGCGGGAUUGCCCUCCCUGGCGUACCCAGCGGUAGUCGUGCUGAUUUCGGGCAUUCCAGCCAAGCUGCUUCCGCCCACUUUUCAAGCGUCAGAGGCUUUGCUGCAGGUACACUGGUCAGGUCUGACCUCUCGCGCAGGCGCCGAUCCCCAGGCUCUUCGGGCGUUCGUAGCCAGCUACUGCGAAUGCGCUGCGUUCCUUGCGGGCAGAAUGUUCCGCGCCGGCGAUGACACCGCUCGGUCACAAGCGGCAGACUUUGCUGACUGGUCUUUAGCUAGACCUUGGAACGCUUUCGUGAUGGGCGAUGAGGGGGAGACGCUGGCUAGUGACCCGGCCAACGUUCCGCUUCGAGCGCGAGCAGCUCUGGAGCCUGCUCAGCCAUUCUCUGGAGCAGUCAGAAGGCUUGCUGCAUUCAGCGAAGACUUGUACUUGGUCAAGGCCAUCCUCGCUCGCUCAAGAGCUAGCUUGCAUGCCCUUGCCAAGCAGGGCACCAGCUCGCUGGCUUUAUCACGAGCUGUGCGGACUCUUGCUGCGAUCGGCGCUUCUGGAGCACCUAAUGGCCUCGACAAUGCCGUCAGAGAGCUUGUCUUGGACUCCACCGGUACUGCCGCAAAUGUUCUUUGCGCGUCGACAGAGGAGGCUUCGAUCGCACCACUGGUCAGCCUCAUUGGCUCCCUCCUGCACACUUUCCCAGAAGCGCACGUCAAUGCUGAGGAGGGCAUAGCGAAUGCGUUGGCAUCGGCUGCACGAAACGUCUUGCCUCAAGCUUUGCGCGAUGCCCAUGUGCCGGGCGCCGCAGCGGCAAACUUCUACGCAUCUUACUUGCCCCUGGUUCAAGAUGCCAACGAGCGCGGAGAAGUCUGGACCAACGCCUUGGAGUCGAUCAGUUCGCCUGCUGGUUUGGAUGCUGAGGCUUUGGAAGCCCUGUUCUCUGCCGCGGAAACACUGUCUGCUUCCUUACUCAGCGAGGAGAAUGUGACCAGCGCGCGUUUGGAUGAACAAGUGCUUACACUCGGCACGGCCGUGUUCAACGGCACCGAGCAACCAAGUGGAAGUGAAAGAGCUGUGCUGUCCAGAUUACUGGAUCGACCUCUACCAUUCGUGACGCAGGCAACCUCUAAUGCUCUCCUUGGUCUCUUGGUCCAAGCAUUGGGUUCCCAAAGUACCAACGAAGAGAGCAAGCGGCACGCAUCUACGCUGCUUGCUCUUCUGGAAGCCUGGUGCACGACGCGAGAAAGACUGCAAAAGCUGGUGUCCGAUCCCACACUACGCCCCGCAUCAGCUGCCGUCUUCUGCUUGGCACAUCUCGAGCCCUCGCCAGAAUAUGGAACGGCAGCAACGCGUCUUUGGAAUGCCUUGGCAGCUGAGCCUACCGCCGGUGUCGCUGCUGUAGCGCUUCUGCGAGAGCGCAUCCUGCAGCCUGAAACAUCACUGAGAGCAUUGUUGCGAGCUGGUGAGGCAUUGCCACCCACAGCGGACGGCAGCUCUCUUCUGCUAUCUGAAGCGGAGCUGGCAAGCUUUUUCACAGAGGCUUGCGCCUCUCGGCCAAGGUCCGAGCUUGCCGUGCUCGACCCGCUUGUGCCUUAUGGCAAGGCCGACGACAUCAAUUCGAAGGCGGCGACAGAAGGCAAGCAAGAGUACGACGCAGCCGGACUGUCGACAUACGCUCGCGCUGUAGCUGUCAUGAUCCAAGUUCUUUCAAAGGCCGGCAAGGGGGCUCGCGCCACUCCUUGGGCUCUGCCGCAUCUCAUCCUCUUCGCGAUCGCUGCGGAAGAUGCCACGUCUUUGCAUGCUGCAUCGCCCUUCUUCUUCGCCCCCGGCGCUCACACCCAAGCUCUUGCCAAGUAUGCUACAGAUGCUGUCAACGUAGCUACCGCCAUGAUAUCUGGCUUGGCUGGCGAUCUGGAUGACCAUUGGCACUUGGGGACAACGGAUGCACUCCGCAAGCCUUCCGCAGCUCCUGAGGGACUUGCUGCUGCCCUGCAUUCGUUGUGGUAUCGCAACGAAAGCCAGGCGGCUCGAGUCCUGUCGAGGCUUCUAGCAGGUAUCCUUAGCUUCAGUGCUGCGACGGAGGCUGCGGGAACAGCCUGGUUGCGUCUGGCGCAAGGAGCGACUGACUCCAAGCUUUCAUCUGCAGCUGCUGUUCUCAAAGUCGUCAAGCCGCUCGUGCUUUCCUCGCCAGUCUACGAGCGAGUGAGGAAUGAGCUGGCGGCUCGCCUUGCUGGCAUUCCACCCACGCGUGUGGAGAAGGAGGGACUGCCGCUUCUUCGACUCCUACUGGCUGCUGCACCGCCAGAGGACGCGCCGGUCGCUUUGGUGCCGCAGCAGCGCGCCAUCUUCCUGCUACAAGCGGUGCAGAAAUGGUACGCUUCAGAGGAGGCCGAGCUCGGAGACGAAUCGUUUGUGCGAUUAUCACAAAUCUUUUCCGAACUGCUUCCGAUUGUGGACAACAUGCCCGGCUCCCACCUCGAGCUCAUUUUGGACGUGCUCGAGGCGCAGCUGGAGGCGGGUGGCUGGACUGCGGACGGACUGCCAACGACACAAGCUGCCCUGCGACUUUUGGAGCAGGUUCAGCAACGAGCAGCGCGGGCGCAAGCGCUGCGGGAAGUUUGGAACGCAAGACAAGCGGAUGUGCUGAGCAUGUUGAGGCCGUUGUUCCUGGACCAACCGCUAGAGUCGGGCAUCAACGUUCCUUUGUCCGAGACGACUGCUUUGCUUGCCAGGCUAGUGCGUAGGUUGCCGGACUCGGCAUUCAAGCAGGAAGGCGACGAGACGCGCUUGACUACUCUGCUGCAAGCGCCCGACAGACGAGUGCAGCUGACCGCUUAUCGACGAUUGGCGACUUUUGUGAGAUCACGAGUCAGCGACCUGGUCGUGGAGGCGGCAGUGGACCCGACACACGCCGGCAAGGCAGCCGCGCUAUCCGCACAGCUGACCCAACAAUGUAGCAGUGCACCAGGUGCCGGUCUCCCCAUCGCGGACAUCGGUCGCUAUGCAGAGGAGGCCGUGGAAGAACCUCAGACGACUUUGGCUUUCUUCCUGAGUUGGCUUGCUCUCUUUGAGCAUUUCGAAGAGGCUAGCCUGGCGCUCAAAAGCGCUUUUGCGGCUCAAAUUGAGCAGAUGGAACUUCUUUCCACUGGCUUCCUACCUACUACCUUCGGACUGAUGCUUCGCAAGGGGUCGACUGGAAGACCUUGGGACCCGCGUGGCUGGGCUCUAGACGAAGUCUUCCUUGAUGAUGUGGAUCCAUAUGCACCUGGCACACUCCAGCUCCUUGCUGGCCACCUGUUCCACAGAGCGUUGGGGCAUCUCGCCGUAGGCGUGCGGAAUUACGUCAUGUCGAUGCGCGACAGGGCAUUGUCCAGCUCCAUCACUUCUCUCACAACGCGACACUUUUCUCCUGUGUUGGCUGGGGCCGAGCUGGCUCACCUUCGAUCAGGCGAUGCGCGAUCAACGCUCGAAGGAGAAGGUCUCAGCAUCAAGAUCACCACUGCCAAUGAAGUCGUCGCUACCUAUACGGUGGACGAGCAAGACAUGCAGAUUGGUGUCUCUUUCCCCAACGACUUUCCGUUGCAUGGUGUAGAGGUGCGAGAUAUCAAACGUGUUGGGGUCAGCGAGGCGAGAUGGCGUUCCUGGCUGCUUGCGACGCAGCAGCUUUUGACUGGCAAGAAUGGUCUGGUCUUUGAUGCACUCUUGCUUUUCAAGCGCAAUGCCGAAGCGAUGUUUGCAGGCUACGAAGGCUCCGAAUGCGCAAUCUGUUACAGCAUCAUCGGUGGAGAAUCUGGCUCGUUGAUGUUACCGACGAAAAAGUGCGCAACUUGCAAAAAGCCCUUCCACAGCAGUUGCCUUCUUAGAUGGAGCUUGACAAGCGGCUCUAGCACAUGCCCAAUGUGCCGCUCCAUCUUAUAA